This is a messenger RNA of Chaetomium globosum CBS 148.51, 645 nucleotides long. RefSeq lists its product as uncharacterized. The transcript has 2 exons. NCBI's taxonomy places the organism in Eukaryota, Fungi, Ascomycota, Sordariomycetes, Sordariales, Chaetomiaceae. The coding region runs from base 1 to 645 and encodes 214 amino acids. The record is from RefSeq and is a predicted model, not a curated record.
AUGAAGCCUGUUACUUUCAUCAUCUCUGCUCUCGCCACCCUGGCCAUCGCUGCCCCGGCGGCUCCCGCGGCUCCCGCCACGGAUCUUGAGGCGCGCUCCUUCCAGUUCGACAUCAACGCCUUCAAUGGCCUCAAGAGCUUCAACCAGGUCAACCUGAACUACCUGCUUAACAUCAACUCCCUGCAGCUUGGCCUCCUUGGCAACCUGGCCAACGUCAACAACCUCAACAUUCUGCAGUUCCAGGGCCUUUUCCAGCAGCAGACCUUUGACCUUCAAGCCCUCCUCCAGCUGCAGUCACUGCACACUUUCCUGCAGAUCCACCAGCUUGGCGUCCUCGGCGGAUUCGACCUCGCCUCUCUUCAGCUCCAGCAGCUCAACCUCGGACUGCUCAACAACGUCGGCGUUCUCGACCUGCAGCAGUUCAUCUCUCCCAACGUCGUCGGCCAGGUUCAAACGGUAGCUUCCCAACCCGCGGUUUCCUUUGAUCCUAACCUCCUUGCUCCGGGGGUCGGUGUCGGCAACUCGAACACCCCCGCUGCUGCCCCUGCCCCUAACAACGACGGCGGCAACAGCGAGGGUUUGAAUGUCGUCACCGCCGAGCAGCAGGAGGCUCAGGAGGGAGGCAGCUCCAUCGACUUCGAGUAG